CUGCAAACAAGAACCAUUCUGGGGCUGGACCCCACAACUCCCCUCCAGUAUGAAUCCCAUCGGAGCUGCCAGAUGCUUCCCAGAAAUGAUCACUUGGGCGUAAUUUCAUGAGUUUCAAAGCCUGGAUGUCUCCAGGCUUCGGCUCCCAGGGACACAGGCAGCUUGUGACCCAGGCUCCAGAGAAAGGACUUCCCUGAAUCAUUCGUUUCCCAGCUGAAGUUGCUGUUCUCCGUGGAGCGCCUGCAUCCACCCACACGCGCAGCACCUGCAUCCUGGAGUGAAGAAGUUGGUAGAACAGCAGCUGUGUGAGCAGUAGCACUCAGAUAAGCAUCUGUGUCUUUGCGGGGACUCUACAGCCUGGCACACAGAGCACUUGUCCUGUGUCCACUAUGGACAACGAGUCGUGCUGCCUCAUCGAGGGGGACCCCAUCCCUCAGGUGAUGCCACCACUGCUGAUCCUGGCCUUUGUUCUUGGCGCCCUGGGCAAUGGCAUUGCCCUGUAUGGUUUCUGCUUUCACAUGAAGACCUGGAAGCCGAGCACUAUUUACCUUUUCAACUUGGCAGUGGCCGACUUCCUUCUCAUGGUCUGCCUGCCCUUUCGGACAGACUAUUACCUCAGGCAUAGACAGUGGGCCUUUGAGGAUAUUCCCUGUCGGGUGGUGCUCUUCAUGAUGGCCACGAACAGGGCUGGGAGCAUCGUCUUCCUCACGGUGGUGGCUGUGGACAGGUAUUUCAAAGUGGUCCACCCCCACCAUAUGAUGAACACCAUCUCCAACCGGACUGCGGCUGGCAUUGUCUGUGCCCUUUGGACCAUGAUCAUCCUGGGGACUCUGUAUCUUUUGAUGGAGAAACAUCUGUGUGUGCAAGGGGAGACUGUAUCUUGUGAGAGCUUCAUCAUGGAGUCAGCCAAUGGCUGGCACGACGUCAUGUUUCAACUGGAAUUCUUCCUGCCCCUCGGCAUCAUCUUGUUUUGCUCCUUCAAGAUUAUUUGGAGCCUGAAGCAGAGACAGCACCUAGCCAGGCAGACGCGGAUGAAGAAGGCCACCCGGUUCAUCAUGGUGGUGGCAGUGGUAUUUGUCACGUGCUACCUGCCCAGCGUGUCAGCCAGACUGUACUUCCUCUGGACGGUGCCCUUGAGCGCCUGCGAUCUGUCUGUCCACAUAGCCCUCCACGUUACCCUGAGCUUCACCUACAUGAACAGCAUGCUGGACCCCCUGGUGUAUUAUUUUUCAAGUCCUUUGUUCCCCAAAUUCUACGCCAAGCUCAAAAUCGGCAGUCUGAGACCCAAGCGUCCAGGACGCUCCAAGACACGGCGGCCGGAAGAGAUGCCAGUUUCGAGCCUCUGUCACAGGAGUUGCACCAGUGUAACAAAUAGCUUCCAAAGCUAGCCUGAUGUCCAGUGGGAUCUCCAAACGUGCUGAAUGGCACUAAAAAAGGCAGACACACUAAAGCGAGGAGGACAGAUUGGCGACUUGGAAAGAAUUUGUGCUAAGGGGGAGGGGCUUUGAAAAUGCCACCCUUUCUUAGCUGUAUCCUCCUCACUGUCGGACGUGAAACUCAGGUUACUGUGCCUUUUUGAAAGGUUCCA
Equus quagga is the source of this 1588-nucleotide messenger RNA. It is a transcript of the gene HCAR1, whose product is annotated as hydroxycarboxylic acid receptor 1. Lineage: Eukaryota; Metazoa; Chordata; Mammalia; Perissodactyla; Equidae. The record is from RefSeq and is a predicted model, not a curated record. Gene Ontology annotation, biological process: G protein-coupled receptor signaling pathway. Gene Ontology annotation, molecular function: G protein-coupled receptor activity. The transcript has a single exon. The coding region runs from base 390 to 1388 and encodes 332 amino acids. Gene Ontology annotation, cellular component: membrane.